AUGUUGGGCAUUUUAAACUCUUGCUUGUUUUUAACCACUCUUGCAUACAAUCUAAAUGAAAAUAGUGAUUGCAUUUAAAACCUACAAUUUUUUGUUAUUUAAUUUUUAACUCCUAUUUUUCAUUUGAAAUUUACUCAUAAUUUACUAUUGGAGCCAUUUAUUAAUGCUAAAAUGUAGAUUGCUAAAUUGGUCUUUUAAUUUAUUAUUCAAUGGGUUAUCUGCUUUCGAUAUCUAACUAUUACGGUGUUUCAUUUUGCUGAACAUUACUAGUAUUUUCUUAAUUUGUUUCAUCUUUAGAUGGUUAUUAAUUAUUAGUUGAUUGAUUUUGGUUCUCUUCUAAAUUCUUCUCCUAAAUCUAAUUUUUCUAGUAUUUCUCUUUUUAUUUUAAUAUGUCUGGUUUAUAAUUGGAUGAUUGGCUUUCUGUUUAAUUUGAUGAUUAUUCCUCUAAUGUAUCUUGUCUGUAUAAGGAUUCCCAGCGAGUUGAUUUUUCACAAUCUAAUUAUUGAUAUUUCUCAGAAUAUUUUUUUGUUUUAAUAGAAAGCAUUUUUUAGAGAUUUGAUUCCAUGUUAGAUAAACUAUUGCAUGAUUAAAAGUUCUUUUAAACACAAUCAAAGUAGUUAAUAUUAUUAUUUGUUUGCAAGGAUUUGUUAACUCCAUUUAAAUCUUCUUUGA
Messenger RNA from Tetrahymena thermophila SB210, 672 nucleotides. RefSeq names its product transmembrane protein, putative. The record is from RefSeq and is a predicted model, not a curated record. The transcript has a single exon. Lineage: Eukaryota; Ciliophora; Oligohymenophorea; Hymenostomatida; Tetrahymenidae.